Molecule: messenger RNA, 2614 nt
Organism: Acanthochromis polyacanthus (spiny chromis)
Lineage: Eukaryota; Metazoa; Chordata; Actinopteri; Pomacentridae
Product: acyl-coenzyme A thioesterase 1-like
Exons: 4
Coding region: 169-1434 (421 amino acids)
Biological process (GO): fatty acid metabolic process; acyl-CoA metabolic process
Molecular function (GO): fatty acyl-CoA hydrolase activity
Source: RefSeq, a predicted model, not a curated record
UAGGAUAUUUUGGGGGCACUGGGGCAAAGUUUAUCAAGAUGGUUUCCGGCCAUUCUCUGUUCGAGAAGCAGUUUUGAAAUUCAGAAUUUCACUUUGAACGAAAAUCAACCUUCGAUACUACAAAAAUAACUCCACAAAUUCUCAAUUUUUAAGAAAACAGCAGGAGAGAUGUCUUCCCAAGUCAGACUGAGGCUGCUGCCGAGUGCCAAGUGUUUGUUCGAUGAGCCUGUUCAGGUGAAGGUGGCCGGACUGAGGUCGAAGCAGCUGGUCACCAUGAGAGCCAGGUCGACUGACGAUAAAGGGGUAAUGUUCAGCUCCUCAGCCACCUACAGGGCUGAUGGGAGCGGGGAGAUCCACCUGGACAAAGACCCCUCACUCAGCGGGAGUUAUGUUGGGGUUGAGCCCAUGGGUCUGCUGUGGUCCAUGAAGCCAGAUGCUUUGCACAAAAGGUUUAUAAAAUUGAGUUCACUGAACCCCCAUGUGGUGAAUUUCUCAGUGCACGAGGAGGAGGAGGGCAAAAUGCUGGCAGAGGUGAUUAAUGAGAGGUUUCUGAUCGGAGACGGGGUCAGUCGACUCCCUGUCAGCAAGGGGAACAUCCGUGGGGUCCUGUUUACUCCCCCAGGAAGAGGUCCAUUCCCUGCUGUGUUGGAUCUGUACACUUUUGGUGGAGGUCUGUCGGAGAAAAGGGCCUCUCUGCUGGCCACCCGAGGAUUUGUGGUUCUGACUGUCGCGCUGUACGGCCAAGAUGAACAGGCAAAGAAUGUCAAAGCGGUCCAUAUGGAUUACUUUGAAGAAGCAAUAGAGUUUCUAAAAAAACAAGAUAAGGUAGGCAGUGAAGGAGUUGGUUUAAUCUCCCUGUCAAAAAGUGGAGAUGUCGCACUUUCCAUAGCCUCCUACCUGCCAGGUGUUGCAGCCACAGUGUGGAUCAAUGGCUGCUCUGCCAAUACAGUGUUACCCCUCCACUAUAAGAAAAGAGAAAUCCACUCUGUGUUGACGUUUGACGCAAACAAAGCCUUUCUCACUGAGACAGGGGCCGUCAAUAUCAAAUACGUUCUAAAGAGUCCCCUGUUAGAGGAGAAUAAAACCUCCCUGAUCCCCAUUGAAAGAGCAAAGGGACAUUUCCUCUUUGUGGCCUCAGAGGACGACCUCAACUGGGACAGCCACACUUUCAUGAAUGAGAUGAUGGAGAGACUGAAGCGUCAUGGGAAGGAGAACUUUGAGAGUGUGUCCUACCCUGAAGCUGGCCACUACUUGGAGCCACCCUUCGGACCCUACUGCCCCUCCAGCAUCCAUGGGGCUAUAGGUAUGCCAGUCGUGUGGGGGGGUGAGGCCAGGUCCCAUGCAGCAGCUGAAGUCCACAUGUGGAGAAAGAUCCAGGAGUACUUCAGAACUCACCUGAGCUGUGAUGCUGAACAAACCAAUCCCAAGUUAUAGAUGCAAAUAGGAUGAUAGGAAAGGCAAAUGAUGAUGAGAGUACAAGACAGGGCUGGAGCACACGGCUUCUUUCACUGCCUUUUAUUGUCAUCAAUCAUAAUUGAGAACAGAAAAUAUCACUUACUGCUGAGACACGCUUGGACAGGAUGAUCAAGAAUCAACCAAGAAUCACCAAAACACAGGUUUGCAAUGAAGAAGCUCCUGGAACAGUAACGCCUUUGUCUUCAGUCAGAUACGUUUGACAUCGACAUGGGCUGAAAGGCUACGAGCAACAAGGAAGCUCUUCCUCUAGAAGCGGCCCCUUAAAGCUUGACAGAACUUUGCUGUUGACCACAUGAACAAAGGAAAGGUCUUCUGCAGAAAAAUUUUGUGGUCAGAUAAAACAAAAACAGAGCUAUUUUGUCACAGUGACCUGAAAUAUGUUAGCAGAGAGAAGGUGAGGCCUUUAAACUCAACAACACCAAACCUACCAUUGAGCACGGUGGUGGCAGUAUUAUCAUCUGGGGCUGUUUUAAUGAUGUUAACGAAUUAAAGUAAUGCACCGUGGUAAGUGGAGAGACUCGCAUCAGAACAAACUGUAAUGUUUGCAAACCUUAGAAUGCAAUGUAAAGUGAUAUUUGUUUCCAUCAAAUGCCACAAUUUCUAAUUCUAAAUCUCUUGACCUUCAAACUUGGUUGUAAUCUCACAAAACUGAAGUGUGAUUUGAUGUGUUUUUUGAGGGUUCAAUGUAACUUUGAUGUUACUUUUGCCUCCAGAUUUGCCUUUACUAUAUAAAAGCACAUCGAAGGUAACAGAUUUGCUUUUCUGGAGAUGUUGCAUGUAAACCUUUUUGUCUUUGUUAAUUCCAAAAAAUGUACCAUUAACUGGGCAUUGGGGCUGCCAGUUAUUAUUAUGGCAAUUAUUGCUUAUGUUAAUGUAUAAUUGUUUAGUCUACUCUAUAACAUAACACAAGAAUUUUAAAUGUUGUAUCUUCUAAAUCAGAAAAGCAGCAUAUCCUGACAUAUGAAAGGCUUGACACAGAGAAUGAUUACCCAAUUUUGCUUGAAGAACGGCCUGUGGUUGAUGAUUUUAAUCAGUUCAUUGCUACAAAUAUAAAUGGGGCAUUAAAGAGUUGUACUGCAAAUUAACUGUUGUGAUUGGGUUUUUUUGAGAGAUGUUUAAUAAAAGAAGAUCAGAAGUC